This is a messenger RNA of Anarrhichthys ocellatus (wolf-eel), 5521 nucleotides long. Its product is annotated as myocyte-specific enhancer factor 2A-like. The coding region runs from base 2449 to 3822 and encodes 457 amino acids. NCBI's taxonomy places the organism in Eukaryota, Metazoa, Chordata, Actinopteri, Perciformes, Anarhichadidae. The record is from RefSeq and is a predicted model, not a curated record. Gene Ontology annotation, biological process: positive regulation of transcription by RNA polymerase II; cell differentiation. The transcript has 10 exons. Gene Ontology annotation, molecular function: RNA polymerase II cis-regulatory region sequence-specific DNA binding; protein dimerization activity; histone deacetylase binding.
UAUAGAUGAGAAAGGGCUGCGUCACUGAUGUUUGAUCAUACUUCAGGAAAUUCAUAAAAUAAAUGUAGAAGUUAUUUUCCUGUACUAAAUAUCCAGAAUAAUAAUGUGUUAAUACCAUCAUUUAAAUUGUUUUUAUUUUACAAGCUGGGGACCAACAAUAAUAUAUAAUACAAUAGAGUUUAUUCAAAGGAAGAUCAUACAGAUUCAUGCAGUCAUGUGAUGCAUAUGUAGGUUGUGUUUUAGGCUUUUGAGUUCAGUGUUGAAUUGUGAAAACCGAUGGCUUUAUUCCAAAGUGCUACAUAUCCAUUUAGAUACAUCAUCGGAAGAUGAAAAUUUCUAAUGGUUAACAUUUUUUUCGAAAAUAUAAAGAGACCUGAAUUACCAUCAACAUCUUUUUAAACUGUGCUGCUCAGAGUAUUGGAUUAGGUGUGACUGUUCUUUUGGAUGUAAUGCAAUUACAAUAUAUUGCUCAGCCUUGAACAUGUAUGUGUGAGUGCUGGUUGCUGCAGCCCGUUGGAUCAUCCCGUGGGUUGUAUUGAUUUUUACGUCGGCAGGAUAGAGUUUCUGCCAUAGUAACAUAUUACAUCUGCAUUGAUCAGGACAACUUGUCCGAGAUGUGAGCUGUAAAUGUAGAACCGGCUCCAUCGCUCCACAACACUCUGAAACCUGAGACAGAGAUGCAUCGUCAAAGAGAGAACAUUGCCUAUUAACAGUUGGUUAAUAUGUAUUUUAUUUGUAUUGUAUGAUUUUUGUAUUCAAGGUUACAUUUCUUACCAACAUUGCAAAUAAUAUAGUGGUCAUAGGACAGCACGAGGACACUAGAUAUCUUCGCUGUUGUCAAACUGGUAGAUUUUCACAUCUAAAGGCUUAAUGUCAUCUGUACUGGAAAAAAAAGCUAAAGUCAUUAAGUAGUGGCAUAAGCAGUAGUAGCCUUAAUAUUUAAUACUGGCAUUAGCAGCAGUAACAGCCGAGUGUCAGUCAAAGAUUCAGCUUUUCAAUCCGGGCAGGCGAGAAAGUUUUGAUUCAGUUUGAUUCAAAAUGUUUCAAAUCGAUUAUUGCUUAAACCAGCAGAUCAACGCAUCAUCACGAAUCAAAACCCACCUUUACAGAACUGCUAUUAAUGCGUGACGAAUGUGUGUUCUAUGUUUUUAGGGUUUUGCUUUUUUUAUGAUGAUUUUAAUGUUUGUAAAGUGUCUUUGAGAAUUUUGAAAAGCGCUAUAUAAAUAAAAUGUAUUAUUAUUAUUAUCAAUACUCAGUUAUGACAGUAUCAGUAAGUCACAAACGUGCUAGAAAACACUUUCUGCUUUUCAAGGAUGUUCCUAGAAAGCACUAUAGAGUGACUUUAGACUGCUGCAAGGAUUUAGCUGAUUCAAACUUAGCAAUAUACUGUAUAACAUAGCAAUUCAACUGAACCAUCACUCAAGAACACACGCCGCAAGAAAUGUCUCGUCUCUUUUCACAUGGAAAUAGCAGCACAUGAGAGUGGUGCAAAGGAUUUUUUUAUUUUUUUUUGCAAAAUAUUUGUGUCUUGCCAUCAAAUCAUCCAGAUUGUAAAACGGAUAAAUCCGCGUGACCUUUAAAUCCCAAGCAUGUAAGGAGUCUUUGUCUGUACAGUGUGUGCCCUGAACUGACCUGGCAGGGUCAGCUGGGAUCUGGGCUGAUGGAGAACUGAAGAGGAUAGCGUGCAGCAUCUUGAAACCAAUUGCCAUUAUGGACAAAAAAUGAAAUGCAUGGGUGGCUGUAUUUUUAAUAGAAAUCUUUUAAACAAUAACUCAAAGGGAGACCACAGUAAUAACACAACUAGGUUUUAAAUGCAUUUAAAAUCAACAUGGGAUUUACUAUUUCAUUUGAUUUGUUCCUCAUUCAUCUGCUGUAUGGGGCAUUUGAGUGACUGGCACUCAAUACCAUUAUUUUUUUUUAAAUCUUAUAUAGAGGUCGUUUCAAUAGGCAAAUAAUCACCAAUAAAUUUCCCAGUUCCCAACCCUGUGAACUGGAUCUGCAGUGGGGGUUUUGGUGGCUCAUGCUCCAGGAUCCACAUGCUGCAGUAAUCCAGAGAGGGUUAGGAUAAAGCCUGGCUUCGUCCUCACUCUCUGCCUCCUCCCAGAUCAGAUGAGAUUAGGAAAGAGCUAAGGAGCUCUGGGGUAAGGCAGGGCUCAGAAACGCUGAGCAGAGGAGGGACACAGCAGCAAGGCAGGUGGGCACUCCUUCAGGAGGAGAGAGCAGGAGAACAGAGACGAGUUCACUCAAGACUGCAGGGCUGAAUAUUCAUGUUGGUGCACGAGAAGGAGUGUCGCUGUGGAGGAGUGUUUGGAGCCAGCUAGACAAGCAAGCCAUGUCAAGCUGAUACCGGAGUAACAGAGUUGACAGUGGAACUAUGUGUUAAGGAUUGCCCGUUACCUGGAGCCCACUGAUAUUCUUCUUCGGCUGUUAGAGGAAGUUGUUUUGGCAAUGGGGAGGAGGAAGAUCCAGAUCACCCGGAUCGUCGAUGAGAGGAACCGACAGGUGACUUUCACGAAGAGGAAGUUUGGUCUGAUGAAGAAGGCCUAUGAGUUGAGCGUUCUGUGUGACUGUGAAAUCGCCCUCAUCAUCUUCAACAGCUCCAACAAGCUGUUCCAGUAUGCCAGCACCGACAUGGACAAAGUCCUGCUGAAAUACACCGAGUACAACGAACCCCACGAGAGCAGAACCAACUCUGACAUUGUAGAGGCCCUGAACAAGAAGGAGCACAGAGGCUGUGACAGCCCUGAUGCUGACGCCUCCUACGUCCUCACCCCGCACACCGAGGAGAAAUACAAGAAGAUCAAUGAAGAGUUUGACAACAUGAUGAAGAGUCAUAAAAUUUCCACAGGCCCUCCACAGCAGAACUUCAUGCACGGCAGCAUGUCGUACAGCCCCGGUGCAGGAGGGGGAGGAGGAGGAGGAGGAGGAGGAAGAGGAGGAGGAGUAGCAGCGACCUCCCAAGCUCUAGCUGCAGCCACAGCAGCUCUGGCCGACAGUGGGAUCCUCUCCUCGCCUCACACACACCUCCACAGAAGCAUGAACCCUCCACAAAGACCGCCCAGCACCGGGAACACAGGUGGCCUGCAGAGCAGUUCUGAUAUGAGUCUGCAAAACGAGUCAGGACCAGUUGUGAACGGUUUUGUGGGCUCGCCUGGUGGAGGCAGCUUGGGGAAGAUCAUACCACCCAAAUCUCCUUCCCCUCUUCCACCUCUUGGGAACAACCUGGUCCCUACCAGCCACAAGACGGACCUCCGAGUGGCCAUCCCGCAGUCCAAAGGACUGAUGCAAAUACUGAGUAACCAGAGGCAGAGUCAGUCCAGUCAGUCUCUGUCCACCCCGGUGGUCUCCAUCAACACCCCCAGUCUGCCUCACCAGAGUCUGGUCUACUGCGGCAUCAGCUCUGCCUACAACAACGAUUACUCCCUGAACAGUGCAGACCUGUCGGGCUUCAGCUGCCCUGCAGGCCCCUCUUUGGGCUCCAUGACGGCCUGGCAGCAACAACAGCUGGGCUCACUAGGGUCUGGAGGCCCCAAUCUCUCCAUCAGCACCAACCACAACGUCAACAUCAAAGCCGAGCCAAUCUCCCCACCCCGCAACCACCUCAGCCAAUCAGGGUACAUGACCCAUGCUCAUCCCCACUCAUCCACCAGAGCAGAGAUGGGGAGGUCUCCUGCAGACAGCAUCAGCUCCUCCUGCAGCUCCCACGAGGGUGGCAGCGACCGGGAGGAGCAGCAUCGGCUAGACUUCCACCCUGUGAGUCGGUCAGAGGGCAGGGAGGGUCAGACGGUCAAACGAAUGCGGAUGGACAGCUGGGUGACAUAGACCCUGCAGUCACAGGGCGACACAACGCCGGGCCAAACACAGGAGGGACACUGUUAUGCAAAAUGAUAUGUGGAUUGAUGUGUUCUGUUAUUUCUCUUAAGUUAUCUUUUUUAUUUGGUGUUGAGAUUUUUCAGAAGGGUUGAGUGAAAUUAGCGUGAAAAUUCUGGAUCCGUCGGAAUCAUCUCAUCAUCUUUCACAAAAUCGUACUUAAAACAUGACAUGCCGUCCUUUUCGAAUAUUCAUCAUUCAAGCAUCACAGACUUUUAUUGUGGGUCCAAUUGCAGUACAAUCUGUCAUUGUAUUAUUAUCAUCCAGUGGGAUACAGUACUGCACACAGAAGAAUGGUGAGACUAGUGUUGUCUGUCAGUCUCAUGGCUUCAGGACUAUGAUGGUAAAGCAGUGAAGUGCUUCUGGAUGUCUCCCACUGGGUGUCACCCAAUUCAUUUCUGAUCUUCUCAGGGUUUCAAACAUUGAACAAGUCUAACGUGAAAGCAAUACUCCCUCCCUAUCAUCCCUGCGUCUCCUCUUUAUAAAAACACUUAUUUAUAUCAGCCAAAGCAGUAUGCUGUUUUUAUGUUGUUUGUUUUUAUAUUGUGCACAGAAUAAGACAAUAUUUCAUUCAGAUUUCAAACUGAAAGCCAUGGACACUUGUUCGGUGUGUGCUACCCAAAUAUGUCGUUAUUGUUUUGUAUAUACUAUCGUUAAUAUAUAUAUCACUUUUGGUGUAACUAUAUAUUGUUGGUCUGCCUAUUGUAUCUGCCUGGGUGAAAUAUGACACCUCCAACAGAUUUUACAAAAGUCUAUUUUUGUGGAUGAUUCAAACAUUUACAAAGUGUUGAUUGUCCUUUCUUUCCUCAUCAAGUGUCUCUCGACGUUUCACCUGUUUUGUGAAACCAACAAAAGUAGAUUGCACUCUAGAAAAUACUUUUUAUUAAUGGGCAAAACAAAUCUAGCUCUUCAGAAGUUGUUUUACAGAAGGGACGUAUAUUAUCAAAGAGAAAGAUGCAAAUGAAACUGAUAAAACUUUCCGAUUUUGUCCGACAGCCUCAGCAGGGCCGAAUCUGGCCCGAAUCUGGCCCAACUGAUAAAGUUAGGUGAGGACACAUGAGCUCAUACGGGACAUGAUGAAAUCUCAAUUGCAGAAGGAAUCUCAUGUCACAUUAACAAAAGCGAAACACGCAAGUAGAAAAGUUGCACUUAUGUCAUGCGCGUUUGUGCAUGAGCUUACCUCCUCUAGUGUGUAUUUAAAGGUAAGAUGAAGGAUUUAAACUUAAAGAAGCAAACAAAAGGACAUUUGAACAGAAGUCCAUACCUGAUGAGUAUUUACAGGGUUGGGAUGUGUUUCUUCUUAUUUGACUUCAAUGCAUUGUUUUUAUAAUAAAGAUUAAGACAAUUACAAUGUAUGAGUGCUAAGGGAUAGGUUGGAGAAAUAAAACGUCCUGAGGUUCUUGGAGAUGGGAAUAUACUGAACGGUUGUGUGACUGAACAGUUCCUGAUUGACUCUGAUAAAAUGGAACUUGUGGGAAAGUACGAGGCACCACAUGCGGUGAGGAGUGCAAAAGCUGCAAGUAACCACAGCGGCUCCAAUGAAUGAUAGCGUGGACAGAAAGGUAGAGACAAAAAGAGCAGAGGGAAAGUUUUGUAGCACAUUCACUUGAGUUCAUGAACAAUUACAGUAAGAAAGGCAAUGUCAUUUCAU